AUGGCAAACCCCAUUGCCGCCUCCCCAGUCUCGCCGGCGGUCCCCCAGGGGCUCGAGCCUCGACAGCAAAAUGGGGUCCACGUGGUGUUCUACGCCGACGGAAACUGCGGCGGCAGGUCGUAUCCGUUCGGGGUCCUCGGCCGUACCUGGUGGCUGCGAGAUCACGACAUGGAGCGGGAGCGGCUGCAGCGGGUCGUCUGCGAGUGCGUCGAGCAAUGGAUGCACCACGGUUUCAUAUGCGUCGGCCCUGAUCGACUGCCUGAAUGCCGUGGUGGGAGGAUGGCCGGGACGUUCCCCGAGUAG
Molecule: messenger RNA, 303 nt
Organism: Gaeumannomyces tritici R3-111a-1
Lineage: Eukaryota; Fungi; Ascomycota; Sordariomycetes; Magnaporthales; Magnaporthaceae
Exons: 2
Coding region: 1-303 (100 amino acids)
Source: RefSeq, a predicted model, not a curated record